Messenger RNA from Sphaeroforma arctica JP610, 729 nucleotides. Its product is annotated as 60S ribosomal protein L23. Gene Ontology annotation, biological process: translation. Gene Ontology annotation, molecular function: structural constituent of ribosome; large ribosomal subunit rRNA binding. The record is from RefSeq and is a predicted model, not a curated record. Gene Ontology annotation, cellular component: ribosome; cytosolic large ribosomal subunit. The transcript has 4 exons. Bases 53 to 475 code for a protein of 140 amino acids. NCBI's taxonomy places the organism in Eukaryota, Ichthyosporea, Ichthyophonida.
AUGAACUUCACACGGCUUACGCAUCUUUCUUUUACCCCAGCAAAUAGCAAACAUGUCUAAGAGAGGACGUGGAGGAGCCCAGGGCAACAAGUUCCGUAUGGCACUUGGUCUGCCAGUGGCCUCAGUAAUGAACUGUGCUGAUAACUCCGGAGCCAAGAACUUGUACAUCAUCGCCGUAUUCGGUGUUAAGGCAUGUCUCAACAGAUUGCCCGCUGCUGGUGUAGCGGACAUGUUCGUUGCUUCCGUGAAGAAGGGAAAACCCGAACUUCGUAAGAAGGUUAUGCAGGCAGUUGUCAUCCGUCAGCGCAAGUCAUUCCGCCGCAAGGAUGGUGUGUUCAUCUAUUUUGAGGACAACGCCGGUGUUAUCGUUAACAACAAGGGAGAGAUGAAGGGAUCCGCCAUCACUGGACCUGUUGCUAAGGAGACCGCUGAUAUGUGGCCUCGUAUUGCCUCAAAUGCUGGAAGUGUCGCUUAAAUCAUUUGCUGUACAUGAAUGAAAUAUAAAUAAAUGAUGGGUUGCGUCCGGAAUGUGGAAGCGAUGGUCUGUAAGUACUCGUGAUAGUGAACAGUAUCUGGUUGCUAUGUAAUUUUUUUAAGUCCAUGGUGUCGAUGUACAUUUAAGCUGUGUGCGGAUAUGACGGUUUGACAGUGUUAUGUUUGUUUACUAUCAGUGUUAUCAACUUAUUUAUACCAUGUAACAUCUUACUGAGCGUCCGUUUGUGUAGGCUU